AUGGUCAAGGUCGAGAUCGUCGAGGAGAAGGAGCAGGACUCCCGCUCCCCCUACUCCUCCCACGCGUCCUCCCGCACGUCCUCCUCUGUCUCCCUCUCCUCCGUCGGCUCCGACCUCGACGGCGAGGAGUCCUUCUACGAGCGCAUCGUGGCCCUCGCCGACAUCAUCCCGCCCACCACCCGCCACAGCAUCUCCUCCAAGAUUGGCAAGACCGCGGGCGCGAUCACGACCACGGGCAAGCUCGUCGGCAACCUCGACGAGGCGAAAAUCGUCCAGCAGGAGAAGGAGAUGCUCGCCCAGCAGCAGGGCGCACAGGUGCUCGCCCCGCCGCCGAUGUACCCGCCGGGCCAGGCGCAACAAAAGGGCGUCACGCCCCCGGGCUUCUGA
Epithele typhae is the source of this 387-nucleotide messenger RNA. Its product is annotated as mitochondrial import translocase subunit Tom22. Gene Ontology annotation, cellular component: mitochondrial outer membrane. The record is from RefSeq and is a predicted model, not a curated record. Gene Ontology annotation, biological process: intracellular protein transport. Lineage: Eukaryota; Fungi; Basidiomycota; Agaricomycetes; Polyporales; Epitheliaceae. The transcript has 3 exons. The coding region runs from base 1 to 387 and encodes 128 amino acids.